This is a messenger RNA of Strongylus vulgaris, 504 nucleotides long. The record is from the annotation of a GenBank genome assembly. NCBI's taxonomy places the organism in Eukaryota, Metazoa, Nematoda, Chromadorea, Rhabditida, Strongylidae.
AUGCUGCGAGAUCCUCUUCGGCUAUCUUUGUAUACUUUUACCCUUGCCAUGAUUAGCCAUGCGCUCACAUUGGAAUUCUUGCAACAAAUUAAAAGCAAAAAUGAUUGGAAUUUCUUGCGAGCUGUAACUGAAGUUGAGAAAGUGAACUCGGACAGCUUAACUAAACUUCGCGGUCUGGUUAAGUUCAACGAUAGGUUGGAGGAGGCAAUGCAUAGUUACACCCAACUCUGUAUCACUGAAAGCGAUUACCAUUCUUUGCAAUGUCAGGAAUUUCUUGUAUGCCCAUCAUGUGCUAAUACCGCUCAACUGUACCAUAAAUGCUACCAUAUGAAGUAUCAUUUAUUGAAGAAAUGCGAAGAUAAGUUGGAAGUGAUUGGCACACAACAUCCAGAGUAUUCACCUGAAAGAACCGUUGAAGCAGCUCGAAAAUGUCGCGUUUGGUUGAACAAAGUGCUUUCGGAUUAUAUGGAUAUUUGGAAAAAGAUACAAAAUCUCGACCAUUGA